Molecule: messenger RNA, 840 nt
Organism: Fusarium subglutinans
Lineage: Eukaryota; Fungi; Ascomycota; Sordariomycetes; Hypocreales; Nectriaceae
Product: vacuolar er assembly vma12
Exons: 2
Coding region: 1-840 (279 amino acids)
Biological process (GO): vacuolar proton-transporting V-type ATPase complex assembly
Cellular component (GO): endomembrane system
Source: RefSeq, a predicted model, not a curated record
AUGGUGCUACUUACAAUGACGUCCUCUAUUCUGGAGGCGUUGUCGCUUGUCGAAGCUACAGAAACACCACAAAUCGAAGAUCACGACGAAACAGAGGAACAAGAAUCACAGCAACCCACCCAAGAAUCUACCCAAGAACCUACCUUGGACGACCCGAAACUUGGAAAUCCCAUAUCGCAUGGCCAAAUAGUUGAUCUGUGGAAACAACUGAAAGCCCAAGGCAGCUCAAACUUCUCCCUCGAACAACUCCUCCGCGGCGCAUCCGUCUACAUCCCUCCUCCGCCUCCCAAACCCGAACCCUCCCCUGAAUACAAAGCCCUAAUGGCCCGUCUUCGCCGUGAAGAAGAAGCCCGUAGCUACGAACGAAUGAUAAACCCCCCUCCCCAACACGAAACCUUCAAAGACCACUUCCCUUCCAGCGCCGCCUCCUUCGCCGCCGCAAACCGACCAACAUCUUCCGCAGACCUCGGCGACGACGACAUGGCGAUGGAAGAAGUGCACAAGCAAGUCACGCUGAUCAUCAACUUCCUCGUCAGCAUCGCCGGCGUCGCGGGAACAUUAUGGGUUACAGCGCGGUGGUGGAGUUUGCCGGCACGCAUGUUUCUGACGAUGGGGGGGAGUAUUCUCGUUGCUAUAGCGGAGGUUGUGGUGUAUAAUGCGUAUAUUUGGAAGAUGGACCAGGGGAGGAAGAAGCAUGGGAAGGUAAAGGAGGUCAGGGAGGUUGUUGAGAGUUGGGUGCUGGGGAAGGACGAGGACGAGAAGAGUGUUUUGAUCAAGGAGAAGGAUAGGACGGAAGAUGGAGUGAGGAAACGAAAGAUGGAAGCGAAGGUCGAGACAUAA